Messenger RNA from Setaria italica (foxtail millet), 1149 nucleotides. RefSeq lists its product as uncharacterized. NCBI's taxonomy places the organism in Eukaryota, Viridiplantae, Streptophyta, Magnoliopsida, Poales, Poaceae. The transcript is spliced from 2 exons. The coding region runs from base 57 to 830 and encodes 257 amino acids. The record is from RefSeq and is a predicted model, not a curated record.
CUCCUGCCCUGCAGUAACUCAACAGAUAAGGGGGGGCCUGUGCCCCUGCUCGAAUAAUGGAAUUGAGGAAGUCUGUCUCGUCGAUCUCACCACCACGCCUGAGUGAAUCGAUGGGCAUGGCGUUCAUGGCGAGCGGCAGGGCCAUGGCGUCGACCAGGCCGAGCUUCGUCACUCCUCGCAGCUUCUUCAACUGGGGCAAAGGCGCCGGAGGAGCUGAGUCGCCGCCGCCGCCGCCGCAGCUGAAGUUCCAGUACCACGACGUCGAGCUGCCGUUCCCCAUGUCGCUCGUGGCGAACACACACCUCAGAGGCCGCGAGCUCAAGUGCUGCUACAAGGCCACCGUGGACGGCUUCAGCGCGACGGACUUCCACCGGCGGUGCGACUUCAAGGGCCCCUGCGUCGUCGUCGGCUACACCGACGGCGGCUUCAGGUUCGGUGGGUUCAGCCCGGAGGGGUACCGCAGCACGGACGACUACUACGACACGCUGGACGCCUUCCUCUUCUACUGGCCGGAGGCAGCCGCCGAGGCGCCGGUGGUGCUGCCGAAGGUGGGCGGCAGCGGCGCGGCGCUGUUCGACUACUCCCGCGGCGGGCCGCAGUUCGGCGCCGACGGCCUGCUCGUCGGCCCGCCGCUCACCGCCGUGAUGGGCGUGUUCACGGGGCCCGACUCCAGCGCCGGCGUCGGCGACCUCCGGAGCGCGCGGUCACGGCUCGGGCUGUCGUACGCGAGGCGGGCGGACGGGAAGGAGAGCCUGUUCGGCGACGACGGCAGGGCCGAGGUCGCGGAGGUGCUCGUCUUCUGCAGCCCGCAGAUCGCGAGCCUCUACUGAGAUUAGCUAGCGCUUACUGUACAGCUUAGUGGUCGGUGUUUUAGUUGCGCGCAGGCUUGAUAUGAUCGACUUGCAAUGCGUCUGUGUAAUUGUGUGGUUGGUGGCGUUAUUACCAGUUACCACACGCUCCCCAGUUUCCUCCCCAUCUCCGUCAACUCUCCACCACACAACCAUGAUCUCCUCGGUCCAAUCAAUCCCCAACCAUGAGCGCCUCCGUCCUGCUCGCCUUCCUUCUCCUCCAACUUGUCCAUGCCGCCCUUACAUUAAUCGUACAUGAGCACAAACCAUACGGUGGGGCUAUAACAACUAAAUUGUUACA